Messenger RNA from Trichoplusia ni (cabbage looper), 746 nucleotides. It is a transcript of the gene Trs33, whose product is annotated as trafficking protein particle complex subunit 6b. The record is from RefSeq and is a predicted model, not a curated record. Gene Ontology annotation, biological process: endoplasmic reticulum to Golgi vesicle-mediated transport; regulation of GTPase activity. Gene Ontology annotation, cellular component: trans-Golgi network; TRAPP complex; cis-Golgi network. The transcript has 3 exons. NCBI's taxonomy places the organism in Eukaryota, Metazoa, Arthropoda, Insecta, Lepidoptera, Noctuidae. The coding region runs from base 170 to 649 and encodes 159 amino acids.
CUGAAUGCCACUAAAGAAAGUUAACAAUGUCAAAUUCGUCUGGUGUUUGAAAAUAAUAUAAAAAGCAACAAUAUCUAUUUAUUAGUCAAACGUAGAUUUUGAAAUUACGAUUUGUAAUUCUAUUUGGGCAGCCUUUAAUCUCUUCAUUCUACUGCCAUAGCGUGUAAUUAUGGCUGACGAUAUAGUCUUUGAAUUACUACAUUCCGAAAUAAUUAACUAUUCUUUAGAGCAAUCAAAAGAUAACAUAAAUGAGAAAAAGGAGGUGGAUCUUUCAGUAGUAGAGUAUAUUGGUUUUGCUGCUGGAUACAAAAUAAUGGAGAGACUGACAAGAGAAUGGCCCAGGUUUAAAGAUGAACUAGAUACUAUGAAGUUUAUUUGCACAGACUUCUGGACUUGUAUUUAUAAAAAACAAAUUGAUAACUUACGGACUAACCAUCAAGGUGUUUACGUCUUGCAAGAUAAUGCUUUCCGAUUCCUGACGAACUUCUCGAACGGCCACCAGUACUUGGAAUUUGCUCCCAGAUAUGUUGCAUACACUUGUGGACUGAUCAGAGGAGGUUUGGCUAACUUAUGCAUCAAUAGUGUUGUCACCGCUGAAGUUCAAGCUAUGCCAUCCUGUAAAUUUCAUAUACAUGUUCAAAGAGCUUAAGAAGAAACCCUGUAAUUACCUGUAUAUCUGUACAUCAAUAAUCUAGUAAAUGUUAUCACUGUCUUAUAUUAAUUAAAAAAAGAAAAUUGCAUCAUUA